GAGCCCGAUUGCCUUCUCUUUUUCCAGCGAAUCACUCGUCCGCGCAAUCAUCUUUCCAUCCCUCUUCGCGUCGGGGGGUCCGGCCAAACCAAGGACUCAAACCAGCUUGGCGUCGUAUUCUUCUCCCCACCUUUCCCCAACCUCCCGGCUCCUGCAAUCCGAUCUCCUCCCCCCUCCCACCCAGAUCAUGCGCAGCUCCGCCGCCGCCCAGCCCCCUCCUCCCGCCGCCAUGUACGGCUCCGGCCCCGCCUACGUCGCGCCGGCCUCUUCCUCCCCCGGCGGCGGCGGGUACUCCUACGGCGCCGGCUACGCCAAGAUCCCCACCAACCCCGCGCCCCCGUCGGCCUACCCCUACCCGAGCCCCAACCCUCCCCCGCCGCAGGUCUCCACCCAGGCCCCGAUCCAGGACCCCACGGCGCCGCCGUCCCCGCUCGCCAGGGCGGCCGAGCUCGUCACGCGCUUCCGCGAGCAGGGCCAGGCGCUCAUCGCGGCGCGCCGGCCCUGGGCCGAGGUCUUCCGCGCGCCGGCCUUCUCCAAGCCGCCCUCGCUCGGGGAGGCCGUCGCCCGGAUGCGCCGCAACACCGCCUACUUCCGCGCCAACUACGCGCUGGCCGUGGUCGCCGUCUUCGCGGCCUCGCUGCUCUGGCACCCGGGGACGCUCUUCGCGCUCCUCUUCCUCUGCGCCGCCUGGUUCUUCCUCUACUUCGCGCGCCCCGCGCAGGGGGGCCAGCCGCUGAGGGUCUUGGGGAUGGAGUUCGACGACGGCAGCGUGCUCGCCGCGCUCUGCGGCGUCACCGUUAUCGCCAUGCUCUUCACCAACGUCGGGUGGAACGUCGUGGGGUCCCUCAUGGUCGGGGCCGCGCUGGUCGGCGCCCACGCGGCGCUCAGGUCCACCGACGACCUCUUCCUCACGGAGCAGGAUGCCGCCGGGGACGGCCUGGUGGCCGCAUCCGGGCCCAUCCUGCCCACCUACGUCCGUAUUGGUUGAUCCCGUGCCUGGCCGUGGUGUGAUGAUGGUCUCCAAGGAGGUGCUGCCGCAUGCCUGAAUACCUAUUUGGCCUAUAACUUUGGAUAAGCAGCAACUCCGAAAGAAAGAAAGCCUUGGAGAUGCCCAACUGUACUGUGGAAACUGCUCUUUCUUAUGUAGUAUAACAGUUAACUACAUUGCAUCUGCAGUGCGUCAGUUUUGGUGACAUUUUGCUUGCUGGGACACUUGCCUGAAUUUCUGAACCACUGGAGAUUCAGGCUUUGCCAGGAGGCAACGGAAGUGAAACCUCCGUGUUCCUUCAUGAUCCAGAGGCAGAGGAUGCUCUCCCAGUGGGAUGGCAUUCUCAAUGCUGUUCACAAACUCUCUUUUUUUUGCAUCAAUUUGCGCUGGAUCACUAGUUGACAUACUCUUCUCUUCUUCUUCCAAGGCAUGCGCCUGUGUGUGGGCGCCGAUGGACCAACAGCUAUUUCUGUCCUCUUUGUGAGCGAAACCAGGGAACAGUCCGUCACCUGCUCUUGUUGUGCCCUUUUGCCUGCAGUCUCUGUAGCAUGAUGGGUCGGGUGUAAUUCUUUUCAGGCGACAAUCACCUGGAGGCGCCCAUAAUUCUUGUUUCAGCGUUUUGGCUGAGGAAAAUAAUUUUCGCGCUUCUUAUUAAUAUACAGUAUGCUGGCAA
Molecule: messenger RNA, 1661 nt
Organism: Panicum virgatum (switchgrass)
Lineage: Eukaryota; Viridiplantae; Streptophyta; Magnoliopsida; Poales; Poaceae
Product: PRA1 family protein B6-like
Exons: 2
Coding region: 188-988 (266 amino acids)
Biological process (GO): vesicle-mediated transport
Cellular component (GO): endoplasmic reticulum; Golgi apparatus
Source: RefSeq, a predicted model, not a curated record